GUUUUCUGAUUCUGCGCAGUAAGUGUAAACAGGAAGAAGAGAGCAAAAUUAGACCGCGUCGAUGAACGGAACGUUACGUUACAUUGACGGGUUUAUUUGAAGUCGCGAUGCUGGUGUACUGUAAGCUUAAAUGUCAUUAAUUUAUGAUGUAAGUAGACUGGACAACAGCGAUUAGAGAAAACACCGGGUAACGUUAAUGCUAAUCGGCGGUUCUGACAUCGUUGAAAGACGGGUUCAGUUCGCUUGCUAGAGAGAAAGAACAAACAGUACAGAAAGCGUUCACUGUAACUGUUAAUUGGGUGUGAAUGACUGUCGUGUUUAUUAGCAGGUAGUUGAUGCAGAUAAUCUGCACCCGACAGAAUCCCGCUCCCUGCUGGUGACUCGGUGGCCUACUGACCCACUAACAGCUAACAGCCAGUGAAUCGGGUGACGGGUUAGCGUUCCUGCGGAAGAAAAGCUUUGUCUGACGACUAGACCGAUAACGUUACUUCCAGCAGAAAUUAUUAAGUGCAAUUCGAAAUGGUUCAGAAAGACAAAAUAAUCGAGUCGCCACAGCCGGAAAAUGAACCAAAUCCAGUCCCAAGCGAAGCUGUUGCGGAAACGCAGUGUCCAGUGGACGAGCCCAUCAUCGGGGUUGAGCGAACAGGCCGCAGGAAGUUCAUCACUGGGGUUGUGGAGGGUUUCUAUGGACGGCCAUGGACCAUGGAACAAAGAAAAGAGCUUUUCAGGAGGCAGCAGAAAUGGGGUUUGAACACCUAUCUGUAUGCCCCGAAAGAUGACUACAAACACAGAAUGUUUUGGAGAGAAAUGUAUUCUGUAGAGGAAGCAGAUCAACUCACAACUUUAAUAAGUGCUGCUAAAGAGUAUGGGGUUGAGUUCAUUUAUGCCAUUUCUCCUGGUCUGGACAUUACAUUCUCAAAUCAGAAGGAAGUGUCAACACUUAAAAGGAAGUUAGACCAGGUCACUCAUUUUGGGUGCAAGUCCUUUGCCUUACUGUUUGAUGACAUUGAUCAUAACAUGUGUCCAGCUGACAAGGAGGUAUUCAGCUCCUUUGCACAUGCUCAAGUGUCUAUCACCAAUGAGAUCUUCCAGUAUUUGGGAGAACCUGAAAUAUUUUUACUAUGCCCCACAGAGUAUUGUGGAACAUUUUGUUAUCCAAACGUAUCACAAUCGCCUUACCUGCGCACAGUAGGUGAAAAGCUGCUUCCUGGUAUUGAGGUGCUGUGGACAGGUCCCAAGGUAGUUUCUAAAGACAUAACUGUUGAAUCUAUUGAAGAAGUCACAAAGAUACUGAGGAGAGCUCCUGUCAUCUGGGACAAUAUUCAUGCUAAUGACUACGAUCAGAAGAGACUUUUUUUGGGGCCUUAUAAAGGCAGGUCCACAGAACUCAUCCCUCGGCUGAAGGGAGUCCUCACCAACCCUAACUGUGAAUUUGAGUCAAAUUUUGUGGCCAUUCACACACUAGCCACGUGGUAUAAGUCUAACAUGAAUGGAGUGAGAAAAGAUGUUGUCAUGACGGACAGUGAAGACAGCACUGUGUCCAUCCAGAUAAAGUUGGAAAAUGAGGGCAGUGAUGAGGAGCUAGAAACCGACAUCCUCUACAGCCCGCAGAUCGCGCUCAAGCUGGCUCUCACUGAGUGGCUGAGCGAAUUUGGAGUGCCUCAUCAGUACAACAGUCGGCAGGUUCCUCACAGUGGAGCUAAUAGCACUUCUAUAGAUGUUCCUGUGCUCACUGCACCCAGUCUGGGCACUUCCACUAUUGUGACUACAGUCUUCCAACAGCCCAUCAUGAGUCCAGCUGUGCCCCUUAGUGAUGAACCGCAUGUGCUCGGCAAAGAAGAGGAAGUGGAGGUGGAGGUGGAGAAGAAGGAGUCUGAUGAAGAACCCAUGGAGAUGGUCGUGGAGAAACACGACGAGGUGGAAGACACUAAAAAUGUCAACCAGAUCCUCACAGAGAUUGUCAAGGCUAAAAUGACAGAAGAUCUCAAACCCAUGGACACAGACAAAGAGAGCCUGACAGAGUCCAAGUCCCCAGAGAUGUCCAUUCAAGAGGAUUCAGGCAGCGACAUUGCACCGAUGCAGACUGAUGAUCAGCUCAAUAAGGAAGUCUUUGUUCCAGGCCCCAAUGAGAAGCCACUGUUUACUACUGAGCCACUUACUCUGGAGGAUCUGACCCUGCUAGCUGAACUCUUCUACCUGCCGUACGAACACGGUCCUAAAGCAGUACAGAUGCUGAAAGAGUUUAACUGGCUGAGAGCCAAUAGCAGUUGUGUCAGUGUUAACUCCAAAGCAAAGGAUGCAGAGAAGGUAACUGAAUGGCAAUCCAGAGCAGAAAAAUUUGAGGAGAUGUGCUGCUCCGUCAUCCAGAUGUUCACCAGACUCUCCAACUCCGCCAACAGGACCAUUCUUUAUGACCUGUAUCCCUAUAUCUGGGAUAUAAAGAGUAUCAUCUCAAUGUUGAAAUCAUUUGUUCAGUGGUUAGAUGGAAGAAUCCUCAGCACAAGUUUGUACUGCUAUUGGAUGGAGAGUGCCCGAUGGUGUCGUAGUCAGUCGUCAGCACAGUUCUUAAGUGGCGACCAAGAGCCCUGGGCCUUUAGGGGCGGUCUAGCAGGAGAGUUCCAGAGACUGUUGCCAAUUGAAGGGGCAAAUGAUCUUUUCUACCAGCCACCACCACCAAUGCCAACUUCAAAAAUCUAUACCAUAAGGCCUUAUUUUCCCAAAGAUGAGUCUUCCGUCUACAAGAUCUGCAAAGAGAUGUUCACUGAAGGCUGCGACAGCAUCUCUUUCCCAGACGAGUCACCAGACCUUAUUGGAGACAGGUUAGUGGGAGGUUUCCUGACGCUCAGCCCAGACUAUGGCUUUGUGCUUGAGGAUGAGGAAGGUAUUUGUGGCUAUGCUUUGGGCACUGUGGAUGUCAAACCUUUUGUGAAGAAAUGCAAGAUAAGCUGGAUUCCAUUCAUGCAGGAGAAGUAUAUCAAGCCAGACACAGAGAAGGACUUAUCAGAAGCUGAGAAAAUGAUGCUAAGUUUCCAUGAGGAGGAGGAAGGCUUACCAGAAUCAUUCCUCAGUAACUUCCCAUCACUCAUUAAAGUGGAUAUUCAUGCAAAGGUUACUGACCCCAGUGUUGCCAAAAGCAUGAUGGGAUGUCUCCUCUCAUCACUGAAAGCUAAUGGUUCGCUUGGUGCUUUCUGUGAGGUCCGGCAUUUGGACAAAAGGAUGUUGGACUUUUAUAGCAAACUGGGUUGCUUUGAAGUGGCCAAAAUGGAGGGAUUCCCAAAAGACGUUAUUAUAAUGGGGAGGAGUUUGUGAGUCGCCAAGAAGAAAAUUCAUACAGAAUGAGCCACCAAGAAAGUGCACAAGCUUUGGCCCCAACGCACUACCUGUUCAUGUAACUAUCACGUUUUGUAAUAGCAACGGUUGCUUCAUUCACAUCAUAUGCUCAAUGCAUUUCUAGAAAUUUAGAUGCUGUUCCUUUGCUUUGCCAGUGUGUAGUGGAAGCUCAAGUGAGUGUGCACAUGUGUGGUGUUCAAGGGGAGUGAGAAAUGGAAAAAUAAUUGAAGUGAGUCUGCAAUAGUAAUUCAGGACGCACAAGUUAUUUUCAACUUUUUUUUUUUGAGGUGGACCGAUUGCUUGAGUUGGCCGAGUGCCAUUGAACCCACUAAAUCUCUUAGAUGUGGCCCAGUCACAGUUUGUGUUCAGCAUAUGUGUAUGUUUAAGUUAAUGUCUACAUUCUAGAGACCAAAUACGUCCCAUUAUUUGGUAAGAGACAUCUUCACUGUUUUUAAUAAUUCAUUUCAGUGCUUUAUAGUGUUCAAAGUAACAAUCUAGAAGGACUUCAUAACAGGUAGGGUUUGUGAUAUUGCUUUCCAGGACAUUGUAAUAAAGUCUGCCAUUUUCCAGGUUCAAACGUUGUCUGUGAUCUCUCAUGGAGAAUACAGCAGUCUAAAGCUAUCCUUUGAGGUUUGUGUUGCUGAUCAGGUAUUAUAUAAAUUGAACUUGGAGCAAGUAAAGAUGUAAACACAGUUAAACCGCAAGUCUGUUGUUUUUAAGACCGCAUGGGAUAGUUUUGUGUAAGCCUUUAGCAUGUGUACAUUUUAACCAUACAUUUUUUUUUCAUUUUGUACAAAAAUGCAUUUUGGCUCUUGCCCUCCUCUGGAAUAUAUCUGAGGGUAAUGAAAAGUACUUUCCUACACUCAUGCCUUUUGUUUAAAGUGGUAAGUGAUACAUUUCUGAGAUAAAACAGGAUUACAUUAUAAUUCUGAGAUGCUUAUGUGUUUACAAAAAAAUUAAAUAAAUAGACAAGUACAAUUUGUAAUGUAAAGCUGAAGACCAAUCUCUAAUUAGAAUGGAAACUGAAAAUAAAUGAAGGUACAGUGGAUUAUUUUUAAAAUAUCUGAGAUCUUUCUUUUUCUGUUGCCUGAGGAGAAUCACAACAUUUGCCUGUUUUUAAUGACAGUAUGCCUCUUUAAUAUAUUUAAAACCUCUACAAUUGAAGUUGGGUUUUUCUGAAGUCAACUCUUCAAUGUCAAUGGCAGGAUUAUUUACCAGAAUGUAGGUACAAUAGAAACUGUUAAUUCUGUAUUUACUCCCUUUUCUUUUUUUUUUCUUACAAAAAUUACUGACAUUAUUCUUCUGUAUUGUUGUGCUAUAUUCUGAAAAACUUAAUGAGCACAAAAGGCUCCUGCAGAUUCCCACAUGUAAUGUUAAAAUGUCUUGAGUUUAAGAAAAAUGUAAAUAGUUUUGUGCAUGUAAUGGGCCAACUGUUUUGACAAUUUUUCGACAUUUGUACGUAAAAAUAAAUAAAUAAUAAAAAGGAUUGCUAUUGUUUAUCUCUAUAUUACGGAGCCCCACACAUGACAUGCUAGAAAAAAUAAAAAUCGUGCGCGAUAAUACGUUCCCUCGAUGUACUAAAACAGGCACACGAUUACUUUUUCGUUUCCUCCAUUUACUAAUUCGUUCUCUCGAUUUAUGAAUUGUGUGCAUGAUUUAGCCUACUAUUUUUCUUGCAUGCCAUGUGAUGGGGUCUGUACUAUAUGGCUUUUUGCUUGGAUUAUUUUAUUUUGGUUGAUCACGUCCAAUGUAAAUGGCGUUUCUAUUUUUCUCUUUUUUUGAAAGGUCAUACAUUUAAAAAGAUGAAGACCUUUCUGUACUUUGAUGUAAUUAUGAUUAUGUAUUAUAGUUGUAAUUUCUGUAAGGGUUCUAUGUAACUAAGAUGGCUAUUAAAAUGUUAAAUAGAAAAAAA
This is a messenger RNA of Carassius gibelio (silver crucian carp), 5242 nucleotides long. Its product is annotated as protein O-GlcNAcase. Gene Ontology annotation, biological process: glycoprotein metabolic process. Bases 520 to 3309 code for a protein of 929 amino acids. Gene Ontology annotation, molecular function: beta-N-acetylglucosaminidase activity. The record is from RefSeq and is a predicted model, not a curated record. The transcript is spliced from 17 exons. Lineage: Eukaryota; Metazoa; Chordata; Actinopteri; Cypriniformes; Cyprinidae.